This is a messenger RNA of Triticum urartu, 811 nucleotides long. RefSeq names its product cytochrome c-like. NCBI's taxonomy places the organism in Eukaryota, Viridiplantae, Streptophyta, Magnoliopsida, Poales, Poaceae. The record is from RefSeq and is a predicted model, not a curated record. Gene Ontology annotation, molecular function: heme binding; electron transfer activity.
UGCCAAUUUGAGGGCAGGCAGUCCACUGAUGACAGGAAGGAUGCAAGAAACGGCAAUGAAGGAGCUGAAAUAGCGGGCGGGUCGCCAGCGUGCGUGCAUGCAAUGCAAGCCAGGCAUGCAGGUCUAAUUGAGGCAUGUUGCUGCGGCGUGAAAGAGACAAGCAAUUAGCUAGCCUAGCAGCUAGGUCCCAUCCAUCCAUCCAUCCAUCCAUCCAUCCAAGAAAGAAACAUAGACACAGGGCCGGCCGGCAAGGAAGGAAAGGAAGGCAGGGAUGGCAUCGUUCGGUGAGGCCCCGGCGGGCAACGCGGCGAGCGGCGAGAAGAUCUUCAAGACCAAGUGCGCGCAGUGCCACACGGUGGAGCGCGGCGGCGCCCACAAGCAGGGCCCCAACCUCAGCGGCCUCUUCGGCCGCCAGUCCGGCACCACCGCCGGCUACGCCUACUCCACCGCCAACAAGAGCAGGGCCGUCGUCUGGGAGGAAAACACCCUCUACGACUACCUCCUCAACCCUAAGAAGUACAUCCCUGGCACCAAGAUGGUGUUCCCGGGCCUCAAGAAGCCUCAGGAGCGCGCCGACCUCAUCGCAUACCUCAAGAAAUCCACCGCUUAAUAAUUACCAGCUUCGUUCUUCUUCCAUCAUCUCAAGUACCGCAAGCAAACAAGUUUGCAGACAAUAAGUUUGCAGACACAUGCAUGUAUAUAGCUAGCUAGCUGUCUGCUGCAUACACUAUAUAUGUUUAUGUACGAUAUAUUGAUUGCUUCAUCCAUGUGUACGUACGUGUCCAUGUAAUUAAAAUGGUGAUCCAUUUUA